Molecule: messenger RNA, 1149 nt
Organism: Lolium rigidum
Lineage: Eukaryota; Viridiplantae; Streptophyta; Magnoliopsida; Poales; Poaceae
Exons: 1
Coding region: 1-1149 (382 amino acids)
Source: RefSeq, a predicted model, not a curated record
AUGGGCUGCAAAGGCUCCAAGCACGCGCUGCUGGACGGUGGCGGCUGCGGGCCGCGGGCGCCCGAGCCGCUGAGGUGCUCCGGCCUCCUGCCGCGCCACUCCGUCGCGCUCAGCUCCUGCACGCUCGGCACGCUAAGCCUCGACCGCGCCACGGCCGCCGCCGCAGCCUCCACCGCGGUUUCUUUCGGUCGAGCGGAGCGGACGAGUACGGCACGUUCGGUGAAGGACGGCGCCGCGGGGAGGUGCCGCUCCACGCUGUGGCUCCCGGCGUCGUCGCCGACGACAGACGAGCCCUCGAAGCGGCAGAGGCGGCCGCCGCCCCGAACACCGACCAAGACGCCGGCGCGCGACCCGGAGGAGAUCAACGUGUGGGAGCUCAUGGAAGGCCUCGACUCCGACUCCGACUCCGACGACAACGCGCUGCUGCGUUCCGCGGCCGGAUCGCCGGAGUUCGACGAGGACGUCCUCUCGGCCUUCCGCGACGCGCUCGCCGAAUUCUCGCCGCCUCCCCCGGACGACCCCGUCAAGAAAGAGGAAAUCCAGGUGUUCGCCGGCGUCGUGCGCGCGCGGCUCGACGCGUUCCAGCAGAGGAUCGACGGCGGCGGCAGGCCCGGAAAGAACUCCUCCACGCCUUCCCCGUCGCCGCCGCCGGAGAGCGCGCGGCGGGUCGUCCUGUACCUCACGAGCCUCCGCGGCGUGCGGCAGACGCACGAGGACUGCUGGGCGGCGGCCACCAUCCUCGCCGGCUACGGCGUGCGCGUCGACGAGCGCGACCUGUCCAUGCACGCCGGGUACAAGGACGAGCUGCGCGCCGCGCUCGGCCUUACUGGCCCAGGCAACAUCGGGCUCCCGCAGGUGUUCGUGGACGGAUGGCACCUGGGCGGCGCCGAGGACGUCCGGCGCAUGCACGAGUCCGGGGAGCUGGCGGAGGCGCUCGAGGCCUGCGAGCCGGCGCCGGGCGUCGGGGUCAAGGAAGGAUCGGGCCUGCCCGUGGAGUCGUGCGGGGGCUGCGGAGGCGCGCGCUUCGUGCCGUGCGACGGCUGCUCCGGCAGCUGCAAGGUGUUCGUCGAGGACGAGGACGGCACGGGCGCCUUCAGGAGGUGCCCCGAGUGCAACGAGAACGGGCUACUCCGAUGCCCGAUUUGUUGA